AUGAAAAUAUUUUGCAUGAUAGGAGAAUGUGAAUAUCGUAUUUUCUUUGCAGGGACCUACUUGGUGUACCAAGGUUGCAGGGUUCUCUUUCGUCAACAGCUGUUCUUCUCAGUCUCAGGGAAUAUAUUUCUCAACAAAACAUCAAUGAAUAUGGCACUUAGCAUAUCAUCCAUCAUGGUCCCUUCAUCGCCCCCAACACGCCAGUCACGGGUGGUUGGUUGUUGCAUGAAGCAGGACAUUCCAUCGGAUAUUCAUACAGCUUCUUCACAUGCUGGGCAAGUUAACCCUACUGUUAUGACCUUUGAUAUGACCAAAGAACGAAUCCGAAAACUAUUCAGUAAUGUGGAACUUUCAGUUUCUUCAUAUGACACAGCCUGGGUAGCCAUGGUUCCUUCUCCAAACUCUCCCGAGUACCCUUGUUUCCCUCAUUGUCUGAACUGGUUAAUGGAUAAUCAGCUUGAUGAUGGUUCAUGGGGUCUUCUUCCUCAUCAUUCUCCAUUAAUUAAAGAUACUCUCUCUUCUACAUUAGCAUGUGUACUUGCAUUAAAACGAUGGAAUGUCGGGAAAGAUCAAAUUAACAAAGGUCUACAUUAUAUCGAGUCGAAUUUUGCUUCAGCUAAUGACAAGAGUCAACUAUCUCCAUUUGGAUUUGACAUUAUAUUUCCUGGAAUGCUUGAGUAUGCCAAAGACUUGAACAUCAAGCUCCCUUUAAACCAAACAUAUUUGAGUGUGAUGUUACAUGAGAGAGAAUUGGAGCUAAGAAGGUACAAAUCAGCUUCCUUAUAA
Lactuca saligna is the source of this 786-nucleotide messenger RNA. Lineage: Eukaryota; Viridiplantae; Streptophyta; Magnoliopsida; Asterales; Asteraceae. The record is from the annotation of a GenBank genome assembly.